Puntigrus tetrazona (Sumatra barb) is the source of this 3769-nucleotide messenger RNA. RefSeq names its product membrane-associated ring finger (C3HC4) 7 (gene marchf7). Bases 816 to 3131 code for a protein of 771 amino acids. The record is from RefSeq and is a predicted model, not a curated record. Lineage: Eukaryota; Metazoa; Chordata; Actinopteri; Cypriniformes; Cyprinidae. Gene Ontology annotation, molecular function: zinc ion binding. The transcript is spliced from 10 exons.
UUGAGUCAAAUCCGUCUGAUUUAUCGGUGAAAAAAGCUUUUGUACAGGAUAAACACUCCGUGUUUACUCCCACCGCGAGCCAUUUGUUUUUUUAAUGCGCUUGUAACCCGAGAGCCGUGCCGAGCUAAUGCAAAUCACUGACAUCUCACCUGUUUGAUAGGCGUCAGCUGUGCUUUACGAUCAAAACCUAGUUGUUUGCGUCCUGUCAAGCUCGUGCACGUGCUGCAAAAAGGACCUGGACGUUGUCGUAUGGAGACAUUUAGUAGGACGCUGUUAUUAAUUACGAUUCGGACCGUAAAUGCGAUUCCGAAUCUAUUUAAAAAGUCUUAACACUUGAAAACUAGGAAGAUCGCACACGUGCUGAGAUGCGCUAAACGCGUUUAGAAACCUCAAGAUGGGGAAGCUGCACAGAGGCGUUGACUUAAUACGUCUCCUUUUUUUUAUCAGUGCGCCGUUUUUGUGAUUUCUGUUGAGUGUACAGGGUUUAACAAAAUGUUCCAGCACCGGUUGCAUAAUCCGCAAACAAAGCCACAGGGUUUCACACGGGUGUUUUUGUUCAGCCUCUUGUUACACACACACACGCCCUGAUGUUAAUGCAUUUCUCAUUCUGCUUGUCGUUCACCCAGUGCCUUUGCAAAUGUUGAUCUAUGAGAAAUACGCCGAAAGAAAAUGGAUGCUUUGUCUUUUGAAACCCAUGGGUUCCUUGCUUCUGUCGAACCGAAAAAAAGUGAAGUUCACCAGUCUGUCAUAGCUUUUCGUUUCCUUAAAAUGAAGGUGGAUGGUGGUCGUGGAGUAUUUCGGGGUGCAGUUUAAAGAUGGAUUCAAAGUCUCGUCGGUUUCCGUUCGCUGUCUCCAGCUCUUCCUCGCUGUCAUCGCCCUCCUCCUCAUCUUCAGCGCUCAGUGCGAGUCGGCUCUAUGGCAGAGGGAGCGUCUUGGGAAGAGAUCGCUUUAGCAGAGAGGCGUCUGUCAAAUUAGACUCCGACUAUCAGAGCUCCCGUCUGCUGAGCUCACCGAGAGGUUACAGUUCAACUGAAAACCGUCACUCCAACUGGAAGCUCUCUACUCCUGUCUCACUGUCUUCAUCAUCUUCCUGUGAUCGAACAUGGACCGAAUCUGCCAGUGGUGACCGAGGCAGACUUACCGACUCCCGAACGGGAACCUACUGUGGACUUCUUGGCACAUCCCAAGACAGCGAAUCUAAACGAGCAAAACUUUCCUACACAAAUAGAGCAGCAUAUUCCAGAUCCCCUUCCACAUCUAAACCUGUCAGCUCUUACUCCACUUUAGGAAAUUCUUCAUGGAAAUCCUCCAUCAGUCCUUUGUCUAGAUCAUCCUCUUCAUCCUCCUCUUCAUCUUCAACCACUCCGUCAGAGGGUCUUUGGGCUCGCAGAGAUUUGGAGAAGAGGGGGGAUUCAGGACUGACCUCACUGGGGGAGUCUAGUUACCGGCCUAGUGGGCUGACAUCUUCACUGUACCGUUCAGAGCGUGUUACCUCCACCUAUGCACAAGGUGCUCGACCCAAAGAGAGCCAGUAUUCAACCCACAGAGAGAAUAGUUCAUCUAAUCGCCGUAUCUCAGCCGAGUACCUUCCUUCUCCACUGGAGCGUAGCUCCCACAGGCUGACCUCAGAUUACCAGUCUGGUCCGUUCUCUCGUGAUACGCCACGCUCCAGCUCUAGCUCCACCAGAACCUCUGCCUCCGUCUCGGACCCAUCCCAACUCUCAUCCUGGAGCUCCACCCCUUACAAGACCCUUACUAGCUGUAACUCCAGCCCACCUUCCUCCGGCGCUGCCCCCACCCCGCUUCCCGCUCAGAAUGGCGGUGACUCGGAUGGCAGACGAACAACCAGGCGUCUGCUGUCUCGGCUCUUCUCCCGACGCUCCAGUCAGGAGUCAAACUCUACCGUCAGCUCUGCCUCUGAUUCUCGGUCAUAUGACUCGAGCCCAGAGGAAGCCCGGCCCCCUGAAGUCCCUCCACUAGUCAGCAGGGAAAAUUUGGAAGCAGAGCUGAGGAACUCUGACCCUGUUCAGGCGUUUUCGUUCUUGCGCAGACGUGGACCAUCUCUUGCUCCCGUCCAGGAAAGGGCUGAUGUAGGCGAGCACGAACAAGAAUCGCUCAGAUCUCCAGCAGGCCUGUCCUGGCUGAACUGGAACCGCUGUACCCCGCUGUUCUCUCGACGAAGGAGGGAAGGGCGUGAUGAAAGCGCCCGCAUGGACCCACGGCGUUCACCCCAGUUCCCUCUUGGUGACCGGGAUGGCCGUAAAACACCUGACCGGAGCACAGAUUGUGAAGAUGAUGACGAUGAUGAAGAUGAGUCCUCAGAGGGCGCCACAGCGGCACCUUCUGCUGGAGCCUCAGGUCUCUCUGCUUCGCUGCUGCAGGACGGAGCCCGUCUGGUGGGACGGAGCCAUGGCAUGGGCAGGGUGAUGACCAGCCCGCUCUUUCGUAUGCCUGAGAAUAUGAUAAUUGGUGUGGGAGUAGGAGCAGAAGGGAGGAGUCAAACUGAUGAGCAGACGAAAGACAAGCCCGCCCCCUCCAGAGAUCCAGAGAGACUGCGAAAGAUUCAGGAGAGCUUGCUGUUGGAGGACUCUGAUGAGGAGGAAGGUGAUCUGUGCCGAAUCUGUCAGAUGGGGGAGCAGUCGAGUUCCAACCCUCUGAUUGAACCCUGCAAGUGCACCGGCAGCCUGCAGUAUGUGCACCAGGACUGCAUUAAGAAAUGGCUCCGCUCCAAAAUCAGCUCUGGUUCUAACUUGGAAGCCAUCACUACCUGUGAACUUUGUAAGGAAAAACUGCACUUGAACAUCGAGAACUUUGACAUCAAUGAGCUCUACAGAUCUCAUGAAAGGUCGGAGUACGAGUUCAUCAGCUGCGGGCUGUACCUGGUGGUGCUCCUGCACCUGUGCGAGCAGAGGUUUUCUGAUGUCCUGGGUGCAGUCAAUGAUGCUGGGGUUCAUACGCAGAAUCUGAUGAAGAUGAGGCGGAGGACAGCAGGCCAUCCAUCGACUUCUGUGACUUGGAGGAUGAUGAUGAUGAUGAUGAUGAUGAAGAGGAGGAGGUUUAAUGUGUUGGCAGGGAGGAAGCAGGCAUGGCUUAGCAGCCUGUCUCAGUCCCCUCCCACUUACUGUUCUUGACCUGUGUCCUUCUGCUUGAAGUGACUUUUAGCCAAUGUCUGAUUGGCAGUGUAACCACUGUUCUUAGCCUGUCACAAGGCUUUCAUAAUAUGCAGAUAAUUCUACAGUUUAUGGGAGCUGUUUAGUUCCUGUUAUGAUUUUUUUUUUUUUUUUUUUUUUUUUUUUUUUGCAUCAGGUUGGUAAGCACUCUAAAGCUUUUCAGUUAAAAAAAAAAAAAAAAAAAGAAAUCUGGCAAACUGAUGACCACCACGAGUGCUUUAACUAUGCUUAGAAGCUGGAUUGGGGAAAGAAAGUAUGAAUCUUGCAAAAUCCUCUUACGUGGUGCAGUCGAGGAAUAUUCAUCUGCUCGUUUAUAGGGCUGCUUAAAAAGGAGAUGUUUGUUUUCAAUGUCUUUUUGAUUUUUAAAAAAGAAAAAAAAUAAUAAUAAAUGAAUCCCUUAAUUUUCUUGGUUUUAUGUUAAUGAUAUGCUUUUUUUUUUUUGUUUUUUGGAUGAGUGAGAACAUGUGGUCACUUUUCUUUCAAGACUUUCUCUUUACAGAAAACCUUUUCCACAGUGUGUUUGUAUGUUGUACAUUAUAACGGUGUAAUUCGCUUGAAUUAUUACAAUAAAAUGGAGGUAUUUCAAUACCUCAAAAAAA